Molecule: messenger RNA, 3243 nt
Organism: Penicillium olsonii
Lineage: Eukaryota; Fungi; Ascomycota; Eurotiomycetes; Eurotiales; Aspergillaceae
Source: the annotation of a GenBank genome assembly
AUGGGCGCAACACGACCGGACGAAGUGCAAUUACCAGCACAAAGUAGACAUCUAUAUAUACGUGUCCCAGAGUACAGUUCUCAGGUACAGACUCCCGACGCAGGACUCAGGUACUCAGGUACUGUCAGCGUGGUAACGAGUACUCCGAAGUUCGGCAAGCAGAUCCAGCGCAGGCAGCUCGAUCUCCCUGAAUAUGCCGCAAGCUUCGUGAACUACAAAGCGCUGAAGAAGCUUAUCAAGCAACUUAGUGCCACACCAAACAUCCCCGCCCAAAGAACAGCCGAGGAGAUCGCAAGAGACAAUGCAGAUCCCCAGGCAGCCUUGCGCGCAAACAAGGAAGUGUUCUUCUUCCGAUUGGAAAGAGAAAUCGAGAAAGUCAAUGCCUUUUAUCUCCAGAAAGAACAAGAGUUCACACUGCGGUUGAAGACACUCGUCGACAAGAAGCGAGUGAUCCAGUCCCGGACCGGCUCCAAUUCCAAAGCCCCCUCAAAUUUCGUUGCUCUGUUCGAAGGUUUCCAGCAAUUUGAUGGUGACCUGAACAAACUCCAACAGUUUGUGGAGAUCAAUGAGACUGCUGUCUCGAAAAUCCUUAAGAAAUGGGACAAGACCUCCAAAUCUCGCAUGAAGGAGUUAUAUCUCCAUCGGGCCGUUGAAGUCCAACCGUGUUUCAACAGAGAGGUUCUGCGCGACCUGGCUGACAGAGCGACCACUGCCCGGCUUGAGUUGGAGGCUUGGGCAGAGGGCGAGAACAUCCAAUACGAUACAUCUCGUCCGGCGGACCGCAACACCUUUGCCGGCAACGAGGAGGAUGAGUUGGACAUCCAAAUGUUGCAGUCUGCUUCGACUGGCAAUUUGCAAACACUCAGAGAAUGGCUGGCGAGGUUACAGCUAUUGCCAGACGCUCGGGAGCGCGCGACACGCACGUUUCUCACCGCCAUCAAUGGCUUUUCGGAUGAAGUGCUUGCACUACUGCUGGAGAGCCAGUUGGUUGACAUCCAUGCCGAGGAUGAUAUCAAUGAGAGGAACUGUCUUCACGAAGCCGCCAUUUCUGGUCGGGAUUUUGUCUUCAAGGCUGGUCUCAAGGCUUCCGUCGACUUUUCCAGAUCAGAUGUCUAUGGGCGUAUUCCCUUGCAUUACGCCUGUAGAAACGGUCGUGCGGAGAUGGUGCGGGACUUGCUCCAGGCAGGUCCCGAGACUGUCGACUUCCUCGACCAUGACAACUUCACCCCAUUGAUCCACAGCAUUGUCAAGAGUCAGCUGGCAUGCGCUGAACAUGUUCUCCGGAGCAAUGCUCGAGUUGACCCCGUGUCAAUGCAGGAACCGGACCAUAUCCCGCUCAACUUGGCUUGCCAGCAUGGCUCUCUUCCCAUUGUGAAGAUGCUCCUGGAGCGAAACGCCAAGUUGCUGCCCGAUGCCGAAGGUCUCUACCCGCAACAUAUGGUGGCUCGCGCUUCACAGUCGCCGGAUAUUCUAUUACUACUGAAGCACCACGGUGCCGACCUUGAUCAGAAGGAUAAGCUGUAUCAGUGGACUCCUCUCUUCCACGCUGCCAGCGAAGGUUGCGUUCCGUGUUUGCGCACACUCCUAGAGUGCGGUGUGGAUUCCCAGGUCGCCGACGAGAAGGGUCUGUCGGCCAUGUACUAUGCUGCCUGGGAGGGGCAUCUAGAAUGCAUGCUCCUCCUCUGGGCCCAGCCGGCCCGGGGGAAGCCCGCAUUGGGACCGCUUGACAUUCUGAAUGGAGUUCGGAUGCAAGAACCUGGUCUCAUGGGAGAACCGAUGUCUAUGGAUCCCAGUGCCUCUGAAAUGGAGAUGGCCGACGGUAUUCCAGACCUCGAGUUACCCCCUCCCAUUAUUCCGCUCCGUCGCUAUGGUCACAACUUCCUCGAUAAGAAGGUGUUCAUCCAGCUGUUAUUCGAUCAAGGAAAUGUCGGAUCUAUUGCUUUCGACCAGGCCGGUCGUCAUCCAGCAGCUCGCAUGACCAUCUCCUCCAAGGUGUCUGAUCUCAUUCCCCGUACUAUAAUGCUUCCCAUGCAGGAUGACUCGCGCUCAAUAUCCUUCCACAUUGACCACCUAGACACCUUUGCCGUGGACUUUGAGAUCUUUCCCACGUUCGGUUCAAAGGUCAUCGCGAAGAGUGUCGCCCUUCCAGAGAUCUUCCGUGCUGAAACAUCCAGCACUGGCUCGGUCUGUCUUCCUCUUUUCGACCCCCGCCUCCGUGGAAUUGGUCAGCUGCGCUUCAAUUUCCAGGUCAUCAAGCCGUACCACGGUGAUCCCCUCGAAAUCACUCAAUUUGCCACAUACUGGAAGGCUACUAGCGCCCAAGACUCCGAGCACAAUGGAUUUGUCACCGGGUCCAGUCUGUCGGGCGACUAUGUUCAACUCUUUGUACAGUUGACUCGCGAUCGUGUUGCCGUUCUGUAUCCACAGUUCAUGAUCAACCAUCACGGAAUCGAGAUUCCGGUGUCCCAUUUGACAUUCGCUCAGUUCCAGUCCAUUGGCGCAGAACGCGGCGUGAACCAGCCCCAGAUUCUAGAAUACUUGGCUGCAGAGGCGGCCAACGAUAUGCCCAAGACUCAUCGUCUGAUCGCGGCUUCAUUCCUAUCCUUGCGCGAUGUGCUUCGUCAGCUACCAAUUGACCUGAACGUCAAUAUUUCCCUUCUCUACCCGUCCCCCCAGGAGGAAAAAAGACUAGUCAUGACAUCCUUGGCAGAUGUGAACAGCUUUGCCGAUGCUAUCCUGACUGAUGUCUUUGACCACGCUCGCGUGGCUAGAGACAAUAACCCCGAUUUUAUGCGCUCUGUUGUGUUCACAUCUUAUAAUCCCAAUAUCUGCAGUGCACUCAACUGGAAGCAGCCUAACUAUCCCGUUCUUCUCUGCAACGAUCUUGGUCAGAUCCGUGAUCUCGCUGGCCAGGUUGACUCUCUGUCCCAUGUGGAUAGCAGUGGUCGUGCCUCAAUGUCGAUCAAGGAGUCUGCACGCAUCGCCCAGAGUAACAACUUCAUGGGAUUAAUCUGCAGGUCUAGUUUAUUGAACGUCGUCCCGGCUCUUGUGGAAACCAUCAAAGAGCUUGGCCUCGUCCUUGUGGCCGACACAUCCGAUGAAACUGGCCAGUCCGAUCGAAUUGAAGAGCUACCCACCGAUCCCAUGGGUGUUGCGGAGUGGGCGUACCGCAUGCCGGAUGGUGUCAAUGGCAUCAUGAGAGCUAACGGCAUCCUUCGAUUCAACGAUAUGAUCGACAUGUAA